Molecule: messenger RNA, 1280 nt
Organism: Dreissena polymorpha
Lineage: Eukaryota; Metazoa; Mollusca; Bivalvia; Myida; Dreissenidae
Product: nucleoporin Nup43-like
Exons: 8
Coding region: 49-1170 (373 amino acids)
Cellular component (GO): nuclear pore outer ring
Molecular function (GO): protein binding
Source: RefSeq, a predicted model, not a curated record
UUGUGGUGUUUCGAGUGCAAAUUUCGCGCCAUGUGACACUAUUUUAAAAUGGCGGAUAUUAGAGUAAAAUUCGUAUCUCAAAAGAUAUCCAAAGUCCGUUUUCAGCCGACCCAGGGUGUAUACUCACAAGGCUCUGAUGUGUUUGCAUCCGGAAACUGGGAUGACGUUGCUGGGCGAGUGUGCCUGUGGCAGAUACCUCCAGGGGGGUCAGACCUGGGUGACAUGGGCGGUGAUGAUGAGACAGCAGGUGACAGGGAGCCCAUCAUUCUGUGUGAAGUACCGCACAGAGGAGAUGUCACAGACAUGCAGUUUAUGACAAGUGAUGCCAUAGCUGCCUCAUCUUCCUUUGGGUCUCUGACCAUCUACCGACAUAGGAACCUACAGUCGCUGGAAGACGCAAUGCAGUGGGUUGGUCUGCACACAGGUCUCGGGGAUGUGUCCUGCCCAUGUACAUGUCUGGCCACCCAGGGCGAUGAUCUCAUAGUGACCGGUGGGGAGGACGGCAGGGUCAAUGUACUCAAUGUGGCACACAGGGCACCAGUACGGACACUAGAAAAAGCCAACAGCUGUAGUAUAAAUGGCAUUAAAUUCUUGAAGCAGCUGGACAUCUUAACGAUAGACUCAUGUGGGCAGCUGAAGAUAUUUGACCUUCGAGAAAACACUGAUGAACCUUCCAGAACCUUCUCAGUGUCUGGAGAGCAGGUGCCCCUACAGUGUUUAGCCCGCCACCCGACCCAGCAGCACAUUGUGGCCACUGGCGGUCACGAUGGGGUGCUGUCCAUCUGGGACCUACGCCAGGAGCGCUUUCCUGUCACACUGCUAGAGGCUCAUGCUGCACCCAUGUGGGAGGUGUUGUUCCACCCUGCCAGUCCUGACCAUCUGUUCACAUGCUCUGAGGACGGGUCUGUGUGGCACUGGGACAGCUCAGCAGUUACCUCCCUUGUUACUGGCACAGGUGCGGGCUCAGGCGGCGGUUCCCUGUUCUCCCAGCACCCUGGGGCCGGGACCCGCGCCAGCCAUAACCAGCCCCUGGCUUGGGCUGGAGACCGGCAGAUCCAAGAUGGAGAUCAGCACCCUUCUGCCCAACCAGUCGCUGCCAAUCAACACACUCGACAUACAGGCGGAGACGCUCGUGUGUGGGUCGGACGAGGAAGCUUUGUACACGGUUGACAUACCGGGAGUGAGAUAGGACAGGCGGGGGAUAAGACUGUUGGAAGUUUACCAUGAUUCAAUUCUUGUAUUAUUUUGUUCACUAAAUACAUUAUAAAUAUAAAAGGAAA